AUGGAAGUUCGCCAAUACGACGAUGAUACUCCUGAUCAAACUUGCAAUUGUACCGGAACAACCCCAGGGCCGCUUCCCUCCUCCGCUCAAUACAUCUGCUAUGAUUGGAGGCUCGGUCCGAAAGUACUUCCGAAAUAUCUUCCUCUUUCUAGCGAGCUAUCAUCUUAUGAUAGGUUUGGGGGAUUGACCCCAGGGGAAUUUCUCGCAAAGUGGUGGGAUAGCAGUAAAAGUCAAUUUAUAUACCCAGGGGAUGAAACCCAAGGGUUUUCAACGGACAUAAAUGGCAAAACUAUCAGCGGAGUGAUAAGCGUCCCUCCUAACACUUAUCUAGACAGGUUUGGAGGUGAAACUGGAAUGUUUCUGUCCUCCGCCGAUACGCCAUAUUCACAACGGUCUCUCCCGCCUUCGAACCUCAACACUCGGGUUGAAGAUCCCGGGUUUCCCAACGAAUACCAUGUCUAUCGUGUCACGAAGGACUUGCAGCUCAAUGCUGGACCCAUUGCACCUUGGUUCGGUCAACCAGGACUUGGAACGCAACUUUAUUCGGGACCUCGAACUGUUGCAGACUUAAUUAGUAACGGAACUCUAGAAAGGGUCGAUCCUUCUGUUCUGAUCUCCAACAGGCAACAAAAGGGCUGUGGAUACUAA
Molecule: messenger RNA, 648 nt
Organism: Sclerotinia sclerotiorum 1980 UF-70
Lineage: Eukaryota; Fungi; Ascomycota; Leotiomycetes; Helotiales; Sclerotiniaceae
Exons: 3
Coding region: 1-648 (215 amino acids)
Source: RefSeq, a predicted model, not a curated record